AUGGGUCAACUUUCAAUUUUAGUUAAUAUAAUGCUCAAUACAAGUAACGUUGCACAUUCAAUUCUUACUGAAGAAAUUGACAACAAUUAUAAUAGUAACAAUAAUAAUAAUAAUAAUUUAUUGCUCAACGAUUUCUCCUUUCAUAACGAUGAUAUUAUUAUAAAUGGAUCAUUACAUUAUGGUGUUUAUGAUACAGCUUUAUUCGAUGUGUUAAAAGUUGAUCCAGAAGAUUUUGCUUCACAAAUUACAUUAAUGGAUCUUCCAGUAUUUAAAUCUAUAACACCAGAUGAAUUAAUCGGUUGUAGUUGGAGUUCAAAAUCGAAAUUAGAGAAAGCUUUUCAUAUUGUUCAAUUCACUCGUCGAUUUAAUCAAGUUAAUUUUUGGACUCAAGGUGAAUUAUUACGUGCUGAUAUUGUUAAAAAUCGUAUUGAAAUUUUAUCACAUUUUAUUCGAAUUGCUAAAAAAUUAUUUGAAUUAAAUAAUAUAAAUGCUUGUAUGGCUGUUGUUAUGGCUUUACAAAGUGCACCAAUAUAUCGAUUACAAAAGACAUGGAUGGGUCUUAGUAAACGUGAUCGUUCAACAUUUACUGGUUUAAAAGAUCUUGUAUCAUCAAAUGAAAAUUGGAAACGAUUAAGAAAUCAUUUAACUCAAUCUAAACUACCGUGUAUUCCAUAUCUUGGUAUUUAUCUAACUGAUAUAAUUCAUAUUGAUACACUCCAUCCACAUCGUGGUGGACUUGAAACAAAUCAACGAAAAAAUGCAAUGAAUAAUAUUUGUAGAGUAAUAUCAGAAUUUCAACAAUCAACUUAUGACUAUCUUAAAUCAAUUGAAUGUGUACAAAAUUAUCUUUCGACUGUACGUUAUAUGGAAGAAUUACAAACAUUUGUUGAAGCUCAAAAUUAUGAACAAUCAUUAAGAAUAGAACCAGAUGAUCAAAUUGAUUCAUGUUGUGAUAAAACAAUAAAAAAUUUAGAAAAAUCAGCUUCAUUUAAAAUUCUACAAUCAACCAUACAUUCAAAUUGUUCACAUAGACGAACAUUAAGUGAUUUUAAUCAUUUAAAUUGUUCUUCAUCUACGACUAAAUCUGCAACAUUACCUUGUCGAACACGUGAAAAAAAAAGUUUAUUAGAUGAUAGUCUACUUGUCGAUCCAAUGACAGAAGAAACUCGAUCUAGUAGUGAAUCAAAUGAUUCAUGUGAAAUAGUAAUUCGUAAAACUAAAGAAUAUAUUAAAACUACAACUAAACAUCAUCAUAUAAUUCAAGGAAUAUCCUUGUCAUUAUCAUCAUUAUCAAUGAAAGAACCAUUAAAUCCUCAUAAUGAUCCAUUAAUAACAUCAAAUUACAAUUUUGAAGGUUUAUUAGAACGAAAAUGUCUUUUAAAAAAUUAUAAAAAACCCAAUAUAACUAAAUGGAAAAAAUAUUGGGUUGCUAUAUGUGAACAUUUACUUUUUUUUCAUAAACAAAAAUCAUUUUUAAUUACAUUUCAUAUGCGUUUACAUCGGCAAACAUCACUAAAAGAUAAUGAUAAUAUCUUACAUGCACAAUCACCAUUAUCAAAUGUAAAUAUAACAUUAUCAGAAACAGAUCGUUUAUAUUAUCGAGAAAAUCCAUCAAAAUGUCAAUCAAUUACAGAUUGUCUUAUUGUACUUAGUCAAACAAAAAAUCGAAAUGAAAUUCAAUUAAGUGAUUUAAAUCGAGGAUCGAUGUAUAAAUUUAGAUUUGAGAAUGCAGCAGUAGCGAAUAUUUGGUAUCAACAUUUAAAAGAAGCAUCAAUAAUUAAACAAAAUACUGGUCGAUUAUCAGAAAAUCUAAUUGCAUUAGAUUAG
Molecule: messenger RNA, 1827 nt
Organism: Adineta steineri
Lineage: Eukaryota; Metazoa; Rotifera; Eurotatoria; Adinetida; Adinetidae
Source: the annotation of a GenBank genome assembly